AACCAAGGCAUCCAUUUCAGUUCACUACCCCAACAACCCAAACAAACAAACAAAAAAGGAAUCGCCUCUACUUCUACUUUUUACAUAAUUCUCACUUUCAAUUCCCUCACUCUGAUCAAGCCGCCAUGUGUGGAGGUGCUAUAAUCUCUGAUUUUAUUGCUCCGGUGCGGUCGCGUCGGCUGACGGCUGACUACUUGUGGCCCGAUCUGAGAAAAUCGCAAUCGAAAAAGGCUUCCAGUAAUAGGUACUCGAAGCCGGCGAUCGAUUUCACCGAUAACUUCGAGGCCGACUUUCAAGACUUCAAGGAUGAUAAAUCCGAUAUCGAAGACUAUGAUGUUGAUGAUGUUUUGGCUGAUGCCAAGCCCUUUGCGUUCUCUGCCGCAAAGAAAGCAUCUUCUACUGUUUCUCAUGCUCAAGCUGAGAAGUCUGCAAAAAGAAAGAGGAAGAGCCAAUAUCGAGGAAUUCGACAGCGUCCAUGGGGUAAAUGGGCUGCUGAGAUCCGAGACCCGAGGAAAGGGGUUAGGGUCUGGCUAGGAACUUUCAAUACUGCUGAAGAAGCUGCAAGAGCUUAUGAUUCUGAGGCACGAAGAAUUCGGGGUAAGAAAGCAAAGGUGAACUUCCCUGAUGAGAUGCCACGCACCUCUCCAAAACGUGUGAUUAAGACAAAUGAUGAGAAACCACUUCCCAUGUCAAAUUUGAGCCCUGUUGAACCAAAUAUCAACCAGAAUUUCAAUUGCUUGAACAAACCAGAGCAGGUCUUUUAUGAUACCAUGGGUUUCGUUGAAGAGAAGGCACCAAUGGAUCCAUUUGCUUAUGUGGACACUGUUCCUGCUGCUGUUGAUGUUGGAUUGAAACCCUUUGGCCAAUCUGACAAUACCCCCUUGUAUUUCAGCUCAGACCAGGGAAGUACUUCCUUCGACUGUUCUGACUUCGGCUGGGGAGAACAUGGUGCAAAGACUCCGGAAAUAUCAUCUGCUCUUGAAGCUACUAUGGAGGGUGAUGAUUUUCUGGUGGAUGCAAACCCUAAGAAGAAGCUGAAACCAAGCUCUGAGAAUGUUAUGCCUAUUGAGGACAAUUCAGCAGAGAGUUUGUCUGAUGAGCUACUGGCUUUGGGCGAUCAGAUGAAGUACCCAUUUCUUGAGGGCAACUGGGAUGCCACCCUUGAUGCGUUACUCAAUGGAGAUGCAAGUCAGUAUGGUGGAGCUCUAACGGAUCUUUGGAGCUUUGGGGACUUCCCUGCCGUGGCUGGUGGUCAUUUCUGAGAACAUUUUCUCUUACUAGUUUUUGUAAAUAAGGCAUGUUAGCCGGUUUUAUCAAUUGUGUUGAUCUCUAACAACUUUUCAUUUUUCUGGACAAAUUUUCAGUAAUUUAUAUCUUACUUUUUUUUUUCUUGUUUAUUGUACUUAGGAAUUGGUCAAUCUGCUAUGGAGUAAAACAGCUAUACAAUGCUUGACCCAA
This is a messenger RNA of Gossypium raimondii (Peruvian cotton), 1458 nucleotides long. RefSeq names its product ethylene-responsive transcription factor RAP2-12. Lineage: Eukaryota; Viridiplantae; Streptophyta; Magnoliopsida; Malvales; Malvaceae. Gene Ontology annotation, biological process: regulation of DNA-templated transcription; ethylene-activated signaling pathway. The record is from RefSeq and is a predicted model, not a curated record. Bases 126 to 1262 code for a protein of 378 amino acids. Gene Ontology annotation, molecular function: DNA-binding transcription factor activity; DNA binding. The transcript is spliced from 2 exons.